AUGUGUGUUCACAAAUCAAGGAAUUAACAAACUUACUUGAUCUAAAAAACACACAGUGCGUAACUCCUGCCGCUAGGUGUCCCUCCAUCACAAUCAUUAAAGAAGAAGGCCGUUUGAUAACUUCGGGAGGCGACACAUUUGCAUCGACACGUUUGCUUCUCCUGAGCGACAAAAACAAAAUCAAAUUUAAAUACAAAGAAUAAAUUACUAAAAAACACAAAAGACAACACAUCCGCGAACUGGUAGUUCUGAAUAUUUCCUACUUCGCUCAGUUUCGUUAUAGAUUUGACCCGGAAGUUAUUGCGAGAUGGUCAAAAAGUUGCCGUCAUUCGGGUUUGAAAACAGUUGGGAAUGUUUUUGGUUAGAUGAACACUCUGGCUUCACUUUAAUUUACUGCCCUCUUAAGUCAGUCAGUCAUCAUCUACCGCUUUAUCCUCAACCAGAGGGUCGCGGGGGGUGCUGUGCCAAUCUCAGCUACAUCGGGCGAUAGGCGGGGUACACCCUGGACAGUUCCCUCUUAAGUCAUUAAGGAAAAUAAUAUCUACGAAAACGUCCACGAAACGUCAUAAAAACUUUACAGGUAUAUUUUUUCUGUAUAGAUCUCCUAAAUAACUUUAGCCCUGCUCAAAACCAAGCAUUUAAUCAUUUUGAGGAUUCAAACCCUUUUUGAAAAAAUCCGAAGAAUCUCUUAAAAUGAUGCCAGAUCAAGAGGAAUUUGCCCAAAUGGACAAUAAUGACACCCAAGGGUUAAAGGCCACAUAGACCGGAAGCUCCAAUUAACGCUGCGUUUGUGUGUGUGUAUCUGCGUCAUUACCUCGUUUAUGAAACCCUAAAGUUUCAGAACAAACAGUUCAGCCACUGCUGAGAAAAUAGGGUUUUAUUGUUUUCCUGGGCUCUGCGAAGCGGAUCGGCACUUCCGUAGUUUGAUGUCGUCAUCAGAAAUCCUCACCACUCCUCUCACCACCGUAGUGCCUCCCGGUGCGGGCACUAGUCCGGGCACAUCCGGUUGCGUACAUUCAACCGCAGAGGAAGAAGAACUACUCUCGUUGUAGCUGCUGAGAUGCAGAGCAUCCACCGUGCCAGAGGGGGAGCUGUGUAUCUGAGAGCUCUAUUACGUCACUUCCAGCAUCAUCUUUCCUCUCUCUUCACCACCACGACUGGACGUCUGUCUCCAUGACGAGGAUCCCCUGCUGUGAAGCAGAAGAAGGUGCACCAUGGCGGCAGCAGCAGAUGUGCCGGUGUGUUACCAUGGCGCCAUCAGCAAGGAGGAGUGCGAGGAACUCCUGGGGAAGAAGAACAGGGACGGGGCUUACCUGAUCCGAGACAGUGAGACCAUCCUGGGAGCCAAGUGUCUCUGUGUCUAUAAAAAAAAGGUGGUGUACACAUACAGAGUGCUUCAGACACACACUGGACAAUACACUCUCCUGGCAGCAGGUGGUCUGCAAGAGACAUUCUUCAAGAGUCUGGACGAUCUGAUUCUUCACUAUAAGAGGAGGAACCAGGGUUUGGCCAUGCACCUGCGCCAUUCUGUGAAAAGGAAGACGGCCUUGUUGAUCCGGAGUCCCAUACCACCCAAAGAAGCGCCAAAAGAGAAUGACUAUGAAAACUAUUCAGAUUCUGAGUACGUCGAAGUUCUGCCUGAAGUAACACAAUGACAAACAUUGGUUCCGCAUGUUUUGGGACUGUGAGAGGAGAAGACCCAGUGCGCACACAGAGAGAUUCUCUCGGUACACCCAGGAUUCAAAUGAAGAACCCUGUUAUUGUGAGGCCCCUUGGUCGAACACUUGUUUCCUGUCGACAUAUUGUAGUUACCUUACAUAAGUGUCAAAAGCAGAGUGGUGACACUGCACAGGAAAUAAAUUGUGGCUUUGAAAAUAAUCUUUACUCUUAAUGUAAGGGUGGAAUCUUGAUUUGGCUCCUUGAGACCAAAGAGUUACAGGUUUUGUUGUUGUAAUGUGACGAUACAGAGAUGAGGUUUUACUCACAAUAUCUGUGUUUAUAGUUGUGAAAGUGUUAUUAUGAUAUUUUAUUUACUCCAUGAAAUACAUUUGCUCGUAAGGUGGCAUUCUUCUCCAUUUUACUAUUCAAUUAUUUCAUUUCCUGUGAAUUGCGCACGCGAUUAAAAUGUCACCUUUUUUUGUAUCUUUUUACCGUUUUGUUGUUUCCUGCAAAGCCAUCUUUAUGCAUAUUUGUCUGUGUGGCCAUCAGACUUCCUGUUGUCUCACACACCAAAAUAUGAACCACAUGUAUUUGUUCUUUGUUCUCAAGCAUAAGUGCUUCACUAUUGGAGGACUCUAUGAGAAAAAAAAACUUUUAUUCAGUGGAGACACAGAGAGGUGGGGUAUACAGAGAUGGUCAGUGGUCUGGCCACAUUUUCUAGAAGCAAUAAGAGCGACAGCAGACACAUGGCAAAUGUGUAACAGCAAUAAAUUGUACACGUUAUCUUAAAUGAUCAAUAUGAUCUUAAAUGAUGAUCAAGUAAGAUUUAUAUUAUUUUCAUUAUUUGGUUGCCUUAUUAUUAAUUAUCAGUCGUCUUAUGUGGCACCAAAGUGGAAUAUAAAAUGAAACAAGCACUGGAUGUAAUUUACAAUAUGACAAUGUUGUUUUUGUAGUUUGCUGAAUAUUAACAUUUAGUUGUUUUUAUUGUUCCCUUUUCUUUUUUGUUCGUACAUGACUCUUAAAUAUAAUUGAGCAUAUGUUGAUCA
Molecule: messenger RNA, 2705 nt
Organism: Solea solea (common sole)
Lineage: Eukaryota; Metazoa; Chordata; Actinopteri; Pleuronectiformes; Soleidae
Exons: 5
Coding region: 1215-1655 (146 amino acids)
Source: RefSeq, a predicted model, not a curated record